AUGGCCAAGAUUUUCCUAACCGGUGCCUCCGGCUACAUCGGCGGCGAAGUCCUCCACGCCAUAGCGACCGCGCACCCGGAAUACACCAUCCGCGCCCUAAACCGCGACGCCACCAAAUCCGCCCUCAUCACCGCCGCCUACCCGAGCGUGACCAUCGUCCCAGGCAGCCUCGACGACAGCGCGACCCUCGAAGCCGAAGCCGCCCAGGCAGACAUCGUGCUCAACCUCGCCGCGCGCGAGCACCUCCCCAGCGCCCAAGCCAUCCUCAAAGGCCUGACCUCCCCUUCCCCCUCCCGCACCCCCGCCAAACGCCCCUACUGGAUCCAAGUCUCCGGCGCGACCCUCCUCGCCUCGCCCGAAAUCGCGCGCGGCACCUACGGCGAGCCGAGCGACAAAAUCCACGACGACCUCUCCGGCGUCGCCGAGAUCAUUGCCCUCAUCCGCAGCAACCCCAAGCGCGCGACGGACAAUUUCGUCCUCGACAGCAGCCAGGCCGCGCACAACGGUGUUAACACGGCGCUCGUGCCGCCCGGCAUCAUCUACGGCGAGGGCGCCGGCCCGGUCAACCGGCGCACCUUCCAGGUGCCGGAGCUGGCGCGGGUCGCCGUCGAGCGCGGGCGCGCCGUGCAGGUGGGCCGCGGUUUGGCGAGGUGGGGCUACGUGCAUAUACGGGAUCUGGGCCAGCUGUUUUUGCGGCUGGUGGAGAAGGCGGCGGCGGGAGAGGAUGGGCGGGCGGGGCUGUGGGGGGAGGAGGGGAUCUAUUUCACGGGUGUAGGUGGUGAUAUUUCCUUUGCGGAAAUUUCUCAGCGCGUCGCUCAGGCCGCGUUCGAGAAGGGGUAUAUCAAGAGCGCAGAUGUGGAGCAGCUGUCGGCAGAAGAGGCGGACAAAUUGAUCGGCCAUGCAAGCGCUGUUCUGGGCACGAAUGCUCGUUGCGAGGCGAGGCGCGCGAGGGAGCUGCUUGGGUGGAAGCCUGUGCAACAUGACCUCAUUGAUGAGAUUCCUGUGACGGUUGAGGCUGAGGCUCGCAAACUGGGUGUUGCGAGCUGA
This is a messenger RNA of Lasiodiplodia theobromae, 1047 nucleotides long. Its product is annotated as Mannosyltransferase 1 CMT1. Lineage: Eukaryota; Fungi; Ascomycota; Dothideomycetes; Botryosphaeriales; Botryosphaeriaceae. The transcript has 3 exons. The record is from RefSeq and is a predicted model, not a curated record. The coding region runs from base 1 to 1047 and encodes 348 amino acids.